This is a messenger RNA of Cajanus cajan (pigeon pea), 1180 nucleotides long. RefSeq names its product ethylene-responsive transcription factor ERF112. NCBI's taxonomy places the organism in Eukaryota, Viridiplantae, Streptophyta, Magnoliopsida, Fabales, Fabaceae. The record is from RefSeq and is a predicted model, not a curated record. Gene Ontology annotation, molecular function: DNA binding; DNA-binding transcription factor activity. Gene Ontology annotation, biological process: regulation of DNA-templated transcription; ethylene-activated signaling pathway.
GCAAACUUCAGCACUGAAACACCACAGUCCCCUUUCACGUCCAAAACAUGUCAUCCACCACCACGGCUUCAGAGUGUUCAUAUUUAGAUCAAAUUCAACAAUACCUCCUUCCCAAUGAUUCAGGCAUUCUAACACCAAAUCAAGCUUUUCCAAGCCCUAGACAUAAUACUGGUUCUGACACGGCAGUGCGUGAAGCGAACGCGCCUCCAAAAUGGAGGCGCUACCGGGGUGUGAGGCGUAGGCCAUGGGGAAAGUUCGCGGCGGAGAUAAGAGAUCCAAAGAAAAAUGGUGCUAGGAUUUGGCUCGGAACUUAUGUAACCGAGGAAGAAGCAGCUUUGGCUUACGACAAAGCUGCUUUCAAGAUGCGUGGCCGCAAGGCCAAGUUGAAUUUUCCUCACCUCAUUGGCUCCGAUGAUACGUCAUCAAAGGUGCCAAGUGUGGUGGCUUCUAAGUGGAGUUUGCCGGAGCCUUCUUCACCAUCAUCAUUGGAUGAUAGUUGUGAAUCACAAGGGUCAAAGAGAAGAAAGAGCUUGGUUAAUCUAUUGAAUAACUUGGCCAAGGAUAGAAGUCGUCACUUCAUUGGCUUCGAUGAUACGUCAUCAAAGUCACUGAGCGUGGUAACUUCUAAGCAGAGUUUGUCAAAGCCUUCUUCACUAUCAUCUUUGGAUGAUAGUUGUGAAUCACAAUGGUCAAAGAGAAGAAAGAGCUCGGUUAAUCUAUUGAAUAACUUGGCCAAGGAUAGAAGCCAAGUCAAGGUGGUUGAAAUGGCCUUAGAGACAAAUGAGGUUGAGAAAUGGGUGAAUGAAUUGAGUGAUUGCACUCUAAUCUGGUGCUCCUAGUGUUGUUGUGUUAUUUUUGUGUGUAGUUCAAAUGUUUUUUUUUGUUUUUGUUUUUUGCUGUGUCAAUGCAGUUCUAAUUAAGUUUGAAAUGGUUUUUGCACAUCAUUGAAGAAAUUCAAGUGUUGAUGUUUGUCGACCAUUAUGAGAUAGCUACCCAAACUUAAAUAAAACAAUAUAUGAGAAUGUUGAAAUAUUUCCAAUGAAGCAUUUCUUUGGAUAUGAUCAUAUUAGUUGAAAAAUAGAAUAAUUAAAUGUAAACUUUGUUUGACUUUUGCUUCUUUCAAGCUUGGUUCAAGAUAGUAUCUGUUGUAAAAUCUUAUUCAAAACAUAAAUAUUAAUUA